GAUGGUUCUGAUUCAAAAUCACAGAUGAGCAGCAGAAAGACGUAUUUUGUAGAGAAUGCCGAAAACAAGUUCCGACAAAAAGUUCGAGGACUACAAAUCUUUUCCACCAUUUAAAACAGCGCCAUAAAAAAGAAAUGCGAAGAGUGUGUGAAACUGCGUDCUGCAGCUCAAACUGUGAACUCUUCCCAGCCUCCUGCACCGAAACAAACCACGUUACAAAACGCAUAUACUUGUGCAGUGCCUUAUGAAAAAAAAAGUGAGAAGUGGCACAAGAUUACUAAGGCUGUGGCACAUCAUAUCGCUAAAGACAUGGUCCUGCUCUCAACUGUGGAACAAGAUGGCUUUAUACAGCUGCUAAAGGUCCUUGACAGAAGAUACGAGUUACCGAGUAGGAAUUAUUUUGCCAGAGAAGUUGUUCCACAAAUGUACACUGAAGUUAGAGAGCGUCUCGUCAACCAGCUUCCCAAACUGUCUCACUUCGCACUGACCACCGGUAUGUGGUCCAGACGGACCUGCGAGCCGUACUUGAGUGUGACCAUACAUUUCAUUGAAGACUGGGAACUGAAAAGUGCAUGUCUCCAGAUCAACUAUUUCCACCAAGACCACACAGGAGAGAGCAUAUAGCUGAAGCCCUGCAGGAUGUCCUCACUAGCUGGAAGCUCAACCCGGCAGCACUGGUGGCUGUAACCAUUGACAACGGGGCUAAUGUGGUGAAGGUGGUGCAGCUAAAUAAAUGGCAGAGGAUGAAGUGUUUUGGACACAGACUCUUCUGGCACCUGCAGAGGGGGAGAGUGCUCUCUGUAAAUCCAUCAAGACCAGCAUUGUGGARUACCUCAACAACAAAUUUGCAGACCCACCCACCAGUGACCUGCUGGACACUGCUUCUUUUGUCGAUCCACGCUUCAAGGCCAAAUACAUCCCGAGUGAGAAAAUGGAUGCACUAAAACAUAAAGUUAUCUCUGAGGCAGAGUCUCUGCUCAGGUAUAAUGAC
Molecule: messenger RNA, 991 nt
Organism: Austrofundulus limnaeus
Lineage: Eukaryota; Metazoa; Chordata; Actinopteri; Cyprinodontiformes; Rivulidae
Product: zinc finger BED domain-containing protein 1
Source: RefSeq, a predicted model, not a curated record